AUGACACCUCGCCUUCUUCUAUUUCUCUCCCUUAUUGGGGUUACUGUAUCGAUUAUUGUUGGUGGAGGGGGUGGUGGUGGUUACAACGAUCACAGUGGUCACUACAGUCAUAGCAAUAGUAGGGAUAGUAGUGAUAGUCAUGAGCAUCGGCCACGCCCCCAUAGACCUCGUCCGCAUCGACCACAGCCAGGUAGACCACCCCGAGAGCGUACUAACUGCCCUGCUAACUGGUUGUUAUUCACGAGGCCAGAAGGGAAUUGGUGUGCUCAGGCUUUCGUGGCUACUCUUGCACGAGAUCCAGCAGAAGCACAGUGUCAAGCACUCGGAGCAACGCUGACAGGGUUACAGUCGAGCUUAGAGAGGCAGAGGCUUGCAGAAGCCGCGCGUCUUCUUGCCGUCCAAUACAACAUUGCAGAAGGUGCGAUGUGGGUUGGAGGCAGGGCUAAACCCGAAUGCACCUCACCACGUGCUUGUCCAGACUCGAGGAACUCGUUCUACUGGACCGAUGGACACACACAGAAUGGGACGGAUGGAUUCACAUGGGAAGUCGGGAAUCCCGCGUUGGAGUAUUAUUAUUUAAACCAUUCGAUGGGAGUCUCUGGAUGCGCUACUCUUGUAUUUGCUAGAAAUGGUGGAGCCGUCCACUUUUGGCGCGGAUUUGUGCAUGGACUGCUGGAUGAUGUCUGGUGUACUGCCCAGGUCAGAAUGUAUGCUUGCGGGAAGUUGGCAACGUGA
Messenger RNA from Caenorhabditis remanei, 735 nucleotides. RefSeq lists its product as uncharacterized. The transcript has 4 exons. The record is from RefSeq and is a predicted model, not a curated record. The coding region runs from base 1 to 735 and encodes 244 amino acids. NCBI's taxonomy places the organism in Eukaryota, Metazoa, Nematoda, Chromadorea, Rhabditida, Rhabditidae.